Messenger RNA from Ciona intestinalis (vase tunicate), 1397 nucleotides. RefSeq lists its product as uncharacterized. NCBI's taxonomy places the organism in Eukaryota, Metazoa, Chordata, Ascidiacea, Phlebobranchia, Cionidae. The record is from RefSeq and is a predicted model, not a curated record. Gene Ontology annotation, cellular component: mitochondrial large ribosomal subunit. Gene Ontology annotation, biological process: translation. Gene Ontology annotation, molecular function: structural constituent of ribosome.
AGGUCUUUAAACAGCUAGGUUUACUUUUAAAUUUACCAAAAAUUUGCCAAAAAAAACUAAAGACUUGUAAAAUGCGGUUAACUCUUGCUCUUCUUCAACGAAUGUAUCCGAAGAGCAGUUUUCGUCGUCCAAUGGAGGGAAGAAACAUGCGGAGGAAAAAGGAGCUAUAUCUAUGGCCGAUGACCUUCGGAGAGCUGGAUGAGGAGGUUGAAGAAGAUGGUCGAAGGAUUCCAGUCCGGGAUCGCGUUCCGGAAGUUGUGGUUCCUGAUCUGAAGGAUUUUUCGUUGAAACCUUAUGUUACUUAUCGGGCUGAAGGGAUACAUCAGCCACCCACGCAAGCUAAAGAUUUGUUUGACGCAUUUUAUGCCCCUGCUAUUGAAGCGGAGUUACAGAAUGUCCCGUUAGAAACUGUUCCCGAGUCUGUCUUAGAAAGUGAUGAAAAACAACCUAAAAAAAGCUUUUUAACAAAAAUAUUUAAGAAAGAUUCCACUAAAGAGGAUUCAAAAUAGGUUGACAAUAUGGAAAUCAUUAAAUUUAAAUUAUUUUCAACUUGAAUUUACUCCUUUUUGCCACUCAUUUAUCAAUGCUGCUUAUGUUAAACUGACCACCAUGUAAUACUUUCUGUAAUAUCAGUAUGGUAUUAAUGGUAUAACUUGUUUAAUAUUAUCUUUACUUAAUUUUAUUAGAAGAGUUAAGUUUUAUUUAGUUUUCAACAGCAUAUUUUUUGAAAAAUAUUCAUUAUGUCGUGUGAAGUAGAUCAUGUGACUAAAGCCAACCUAUCAGAAGAUGACCCAUUCGAUAGCAUUGUCAUGAUAGAAAAUCGAAUGAUGGAGCAGGGGUUCAAAAAUGGUGUAGAAGAAGGCAAACUUGUUGGUCUUAAAGAGGGGGAAUCGCUGGGCAAAAGCAAGGGUGCAGAGGUGGCAAAGGAAAUUGCUUUUUACCUUGGAUUUUGCACUACUACAUUGUUUAUACUUAACCAAACUGAAAAGCUGACCAAAACCCAGCUUAAAGCACUUACUGUGUUAAACAAUAUGAAAACCAUGCUUUGCCGGCUGGAACAUGAAAAUGUAUCUAUGGCUAGUGUAAUAGAAAAUCUUGAAAUGACAAAAUCACAAUUUAAGCAAAUAACCUCAUUGCUAAGAAUAAAACAAACUUAUACACAAUCAAAGUAUGGAAGCAUGGGCUUAUCUUUUUAAUAGUACAACAUGCGCUAUGAGCUGUACUGCCUACAUGACCUUUGUUUGCAUAGUGUUCUAGUUGCACCAUACAUCCUGUGUGUUUUCUUGCAUUACUUUUCAAUGAUUUCUUUCCAAGAGAUUUUACAUUGUGUUUGAUCGUUUGUCGUAACUGCUUGAGUUACUGGUAUUAUUUGUUAGGCACCUUUUUAUUUUACAGAA